This is a messenger RNA of Centruroides sculpturatus (bark scorpion), 3091 nucleotides long. Its product is annotated as type 2 phosphatidylinositol 4,5-bisphosphate 4-phosphatase-like. Gene Ontology annotation, biological process: phosphatidylinositol dephosphorylation. The transcript is spliced from 6 exons. Lineage: Eukaryota; Metazoa; Arthropoda; Arachnida; Scorpiones; Buthidae. Gene Ontology annotation, cellular component: lysosomal membrane; phagocytic vesicle membrane; plasma membrane. The record is from RefSeq and is a predicted model, not a curated record. Bases 198 to 521 code for a protein of 107 amino acids. Gene Ontology annotation, molecular function: phosphatidylinositol-4,5-bisphosphate 4-phosphatase activity.
CAAGUUUAUUUUUUUAUUUAUGUAUAUAGCCUAUUAAAACGCCGCCACCCGGGAAGAAGUAUGUGAGGUGUCCUUGUAAUUGUUUGCUUAUUUGCAAAACUACUUCACAAAAAAUUUCUUGUCCAAGACCAAAUUGUAAAAAAAUUAUUCAGUUGGCUCAAAUUUCUGCUACGCCAGGUACCACCAAUGUUCCUGGCAUGGCAAGAGUAUCUUGUGGGCACUGUGAAAAUAUGUUUUUGUUUAACACGUUGAAUAAUGCUCUUGCCCGAUGCCCUCAUUGCAGAAAAUUGUCCACAGUUGGUGUUAAUUUUGCACGUUGCAGAGUUUUAAUAUAUGUUGCAUUAUCUUUAAUAUGUCUUGUUGUAGCAAUUGUUGUUACGGUUACAACAAAAUAUGGUGGAAAAUAUGCAGGAGCUUGGAUCGCACUUUAUGCAGCGUGCUACGUGGCUUUCGCCGUGUUCCUGGGACGAGCCGUCUACUACUACACCAUCAGAGUCAGCACCGUCCUCAGCUACGGAUAGGAGGAGAACCGCCGCGGGGAAAGGAGGAUUCCGCCGCAACCCCGCCCGGUAUUUUCGGAUCCGGCCCCCUCCCGUCUUUCCGCCGCCCGCGGGUCGGGCCGGGCGGUCUCCGUUUUCGGGUCCGUCCGGGCGGAGCGAGCGGGAGGCGGAAGAAAGGAGGAAGGCGGACGGACGUCGGCCGCUUCUCUGGUCGCCGACGGAAAUCGUCGUCACCGCAGGAAAAUAAUAAAUCGUUGGGCACUCCGUUAGUCCGGCGUCUGUGUCUUUUGGGCGGAGAGAGAGAGCCGGGGACCGAGAUUUUCCUCGCAGGGCGACGGAAGAGUCGGGAAAUUGUAACGGAGAUCCGUCGUUCGUCGGGGCGGUGGCGCCGGAGUCUCUCGAAAGGCCCUUUUAAGAGUUGAGCGAAGUUAAGAAACGGUUUCUCCUCCCGGAGGCGUAUUUGGCGCCUCCGGGUCGAAGGAACGGGACCCAUCGUCCGCCCCGGUACGACGGGUCAUUUUCCGUGUCUUCGUUCCCGCCGAGGAGCGCGCCCGAGCGUCCGGAAGGCCUCCGCGCCUUUCUUAAUAUUUCACGGCCUGGGGGCGGAGUGUCGACCAUUAACGUUAAGUCGGGCGGGUGUUCCGCGGCCCGGACGAAUCGGAAGUUAGCGGGCGGCGGCCGGGUAAACUUUUCUUACCAUUGUAACGAGGAAAAUUGUUAAUAAAGUAGAGUAAUUAAUAAAAGACGUUCCGGCCCGGCCGACGGCCUACUUUGAUUUUCCGGGCGCCGUGGGUUGGCCGACGAUCUUUCCAAAGAAAGAUCGUCUCUCGGCUUUCUGUAUUGACUACCGUUUAAGAAAUUGCGCUUCCGGGUUUAAAUUAAAGUCGUUUUUGAAGACGCGUCGUCGCCAGGGUCGUUCCGAAAUUUCAGCGCCGGAUACGUCGACAAUAAAUUUUCCGUCCAGAGCUCGACUACCGAAGACCGGUUAGGGCCUUCCGGAGUGGCGUGGCCACAAGCUACGGUGAUUCUCUAUCCACUUGACUUUGUACGGGCUCGUCCGUACCUUUCCGAGUAAAACUGGUUGUAUUUCUUGUAUUUCCGUACACCCGUCUCUGCCACUUAAUUUGUCGAUGGCCCAUUCCUUACGAAAAGGAAAAGUCCCGCCUUCAAUAUCCCGUAAGCUUAAGGUACCGAGAAACCAUAAAUUUUUCCCUUCUUAUUCAUUCGUUCGACAAGUGACGGUGCGGAAGAAGUGGACAUUAAUGCUCGCUCGGGAUCUAGGUGUUUAUUCCGUAGCCUUAAGGCAAUAACGACCGCCACCGGCCAUUUGUUUGGAUUUCGCCCGAGUACAAUAAUAUAUUGGAAACGGCCGAGGAUACUCUUUGUACGGCCGGCUUUAUUUAUCCGGAAGACGUGGUCGAAGAUUUUGGAUUAGAGAGAUUUUCUGACGCCGAGUCUGCAAAAUACGCUUAUUUCUCGUUAAAAUCGUUGAUAAAGAUUACUAUUUCCGGCAAGACUGAUUUGUUUUGUCUUUUUCGUUUAACUUACGUAAAAUUAUUUGUGUAGAAUGUGCGUUAUCUCCGUUUUCUGCCAUUAAGACGACGGGCGAUUUCACGUUGUCUCCCGACUGCCGAAACCAUUCCUUACUAGUCGAUAGAAAUGCGCCUAAUUUGCGACCGUUUAAAGUGGAUUAAAGCGUCUGACUGGUUUAUAAGCGUACGGACGAGGGUUUAUACGACCGGAGAAUCUUUGGUAAAAGACGUUUUCCGCCGUGUCGGUCGGAACGGAAACAAUCGUUACGGGACGACAGCGGUCGUUACGUAUCGGUAAUAAUAAAUUACCACGGAGUCCGUCCGGAAAAAUAUAAUUUUGGAAAGAUCUACGACGAAUUAUACCUAUAGUUAAAUGUAUAUUCGGGCGGUGUUUCGUUGGCCUAAUUUCCCGAGAUGUAAAUUUGUAAAAGAGCGGGGGAUACGUUAGAACUGGCGUAGUAUUGUACGUUACCGCCGGAGAAAAACCUUCGGGAGUAAACGUAUUGUUAAUUAUUUGCCGGUAGCCGAAUGUUUUCUGUGGCGAGUUAGCUUCUUUCUCCGUCUUUUUUACGUGACAAGGUAAACAAUUGGCUACGGUAGUUUUACCUCCGCUCGAAUGUUCCUUCUUAUUUAUCUGGAUAAAGUUCCGGUUUCGCCAUUCUGAUUUUACUAAGCGGAAGGUUUUUCCACAGAAUUUUUCCCGAAAAUACUUUUCUGCCAGGUGUAUUAUUUUUGAUGUAUUCUGUCUUUGGAAGACGUUCGUUGGUAAAUAUCGGCAAAAUUGUACGCGGGUAAUGUUCGAGCCGUUCGAGUAUAUAAAUAGUUGCACGAGAAGGAGAGGCAUUAAGAGGUGAAUAGAGAGAGUCGAUUUUACGCCUGGUUUCUGUAUAAUAUUCACCGGUACACUAGUGUUUUCCGAUGGUAGAGACCCCCACAUCUACCAAAAAGCCAGUAAUUUUUGCCUAUUCUGACGGGUGCGGAUUAAGCGGGUGGCACGUAUCGGUAGACCGGUCUUUAAGCGGAUUUACGUUGACCGCCAAUUAACCGUAAUUUGGGGUU